Tachysurus vachellii is the source of this 1604-nucleotide messenger RNA. It is a transcript of the gene ncoa7a, whose product is annotated as nuclear receptor coactivator 7. The transcript is spliced from 6 exons. Gene Ontology annotation, biological process: regulation of transcription by RNA polymerase II; response to oxidative stress. Gene Ontology annotation, cellular component: nucleus. The record is from RefSeq and is a predicted model, not a curated record. NCBI's taxonomy places the organism in Eukaryota, Metazoa, Chordata, Actinopteri, Siluriformes, Bagridae. The coding region runs from base 615 to 1313 and encodes 232 amino acids.
GGAGCUGCUGCCCGAGCUGUGCAGUCAAACAGAAGUAAUGCAGCUUCUGACCAAUCAGAUCUGAGCCUUCAGCUGCUGUUGUGUUUAGCUGUAUACUAUGCUAGCUAACAUUAACUCGAGCCUCAUCUCAGAGGUGCACACUGAAGUCUCUCUGACAUUAGAAAUAACAAUAACACAAGAUCUGAGGGAUUUCUGUACAAAUCCGACGUAGUGGUUUUGUCACAUUGUGAUUCUCAUGGAUCAGAUUUAGCUGUGUCUGAUCUCAAACACACACUCCAAAAAUUAACACACUCCACUUUCACUCAGAGAAGAUAAAAUGUAUUCACACCACACCAUACCACACCACCCACCUUUGCCUGUUCCAUUUCUUUGUUAAGUUUCAUUUCCUCUGUGUGGCUGUGUGUUUUCCAGCCGUUUACUGUAAAUCACACAAACCCACCAGACGACUAACAGACGAGAGGAGGUAAAAACACAGAGGGAAAAAUCCAGCCAAUUAUUGUGAAUGUGGGUGGAAGAGUAUAAAGAGCAGAGACAUUCAAUUAUAUUCACACACAUAACUACAACCCUGCGGCACUGAACACACACACACACACACUUCACUCUAUUAUGUUAUUAUGUUACUGAAACACAGAGUCAGUAGAAGAGAGAGAACCGAGGAGAACAUAAAGAUUCUGUUCUUCUGCAAAGGCUGUGAGGAACCGUAUGUACAGAUCAUCACAGUGAGGGGGGCUACGUGUUCCCAGAGUGUGUGCAGCUCUCAGUGCGUGUCAACAUCUGAGAACAAGGACACUGAGGACACACUUCCUGUGCUGACACAGGACAGUCACAUCCUCAGGGAACAUCACCUAGAAAAGAUAGCUCCACAUCUCCCAGCUCGUCUUCAGUGUUCUCCCUGGCAGCUGGUUUAUAGCACAGAAAUUCACGGCACAAGUCUGAAAACACUGUACAGGAAAACAGCUGAAAUCCAACAACCUGUACUGCUGCUGAUACAGGACACACACAACCAGGUAUUCGGGGCGUUCUCCUCAGACUCAUUCAGAGUGAGUGAUUGCUGUUAUGGAACUGGAGAAACUUUCCUCUUUACAUUCAGCCCUGAGUUUAAGAUGUUCCGGUGGAGUGGAGAGAACUCAUACUUUGUGAGAGGAUUCCUCGACUCUCUGCAGCUCGGAGCAGGAGGAGGCCCAUUUGGGUUGUGGUUGGACUCAGAUCUUCUCCGGGGUUCGACCUUCUCCUGUAACACGUUCUGUAACACUCCUCUGUCUCCUCAUCAUGACUUCAGAGUGCAGGCCCUUGAGGUGUGGAGCUUCCAGUGAACAUGAGAACUCACAAGAGAACCCCAUCCUGAAUGUGUCCAUAUCAAUCACACACAAUUUACAGUGCAAUUAAGAAAACACACAAUUUACACACACAUGCACACACACCCUCUUUACUUAGUGUGUGUGUGUAGGAAAAAAAUGUAAUACUGUUAAAUAGUAUAAAUGUGUACAGUUUUAUAUUUCCAUUUUUAUCUGUUUGUUAAAUUAUAGUUUUGUACUGCAGUGUUUUUAUCUGUCAGUGCAGGCACUGAUUCUGUUACUGCAAUAAAAGCUGUUUUUCCUGGUGAA